UAUAUUUUUGUUCAGGACGUAAGCAUCUACCUUUCUGAAUAUUCUGCAUAAAUUAGAACAAAUGAGCGAUACUCCUGAGACACCUCGAAGGACCGUGAGAAGAAGGAAUAAGCCCCAAAAAUAUGGGGAUUUUUUGGAGUUAUCUCCACUGAAACGCCAAGUACAAGAAUACACUAGUUCGGAUGAUGACAACGAUUUUGAAGAUGUGCCCUCGCAAAAACCUACAGCUUUAUUCACCAAUGAUGAUGUGGAAGGGCAAGAUAUGUUCAAGUUUAAGUCGCGGCGCACAAAGCACGACUUACAGAAUAAAGUCAGAGAUCUCCAGAAUAAUUCCCCUAGAUUAGAGUCUCCUUUGAAGACUCCUCGGAAGAAUAUGCACUUGGACUCUAUUAAAAAAGUUACUGAGGCUACACCUAAAGUUGUUAAGGAUAUUAUAAAGAAGAGGAUUGUGAAAGAAGUAGACAGUGGAAGUGAUGAAGAUGAUUUCUCAGGCAGCAGUAGUGAUUUUGUACCUGACGAGAGUGAGAAUGAGGCUUCAUCCGCAUCAUCAUCAAGUGCUUCUGAAGAAGAGGAAAACGAUGCCCCGGUGGAAACCAAGCCAGCAAGCAAAGUCCAGGGACGGGGCAGGGGCAAGCUGCGGCCCAAAGAUUCAGAGUAUAUCGUCACUCCAGACAAUUACUUCCUGAUGAAUUCAAGCAAAAAGAUAGCAACAUCAGACCACACUCUGGCAAGAUUAAAGAAUUUAAAUCUAGACGACGACAUGGAAAAAGACAAUGACUACAUUUCUGAAGAACACAAAUCUAGAAUAACAGAACUCAAUCAGUCAUACGAACACCUCUUUGAUAAAUGGAUGUAUAUUUUAAGUGAAGACUUUAACAUAGUCCUUUAUGGGAUCGGGUCAAAGAGAUCAGUACUCCACCAGUUUCAAAAAGAAAAACUGUCGGACUAUCCAUGUAUAGUUGUUAACGGAUUCUUCCCAAGUCUUACGAUUAAAAGCAUUUUAGAAACAAUUGUAAUGGACCUUCUGAAAUGUAGCCAUGUUCCGUCAAACGUAGGGGAUGUAGUUAAAUUGAUUGAAACACGGUUAUCGGAUGAGGAUAUGGAGUUGUUUCUUAUAAUACAUAACAUAGACGGGGCAAUGCUGCGGAAUGCUAAGGCUCAAACUACACUGGCCAGCUUGUGUCAGAUCAAAAAUGUUCACACUAUAACAACUAUUGAUCAUAUCAAUGCACCACUAUUAUGGGACCACACCAAGCUAAGCAAGUUCCGUUUCACAUGGUGGGACGUGACCACUUUCCUCCCGUAUUCGGAAGAAACGUCCUAUGAAAACUCGCUGAUGACGCAUCGAAGCGGCGCGCUACAGCUCUCGUCGCUCAAGAGCGUGCACCAAUCACUCACCACCAAUGCCAAGGGCAUCUUCAACAUCAUCAUACAGUAUCAGCUGGAUAACCAUAAGCAGUCGCAUUAUCAAGGUUUGCCUUUCAGGGAGCUGUAUUCGAAAUCGCGCGAACAGUUCCUGGUGAGCUCGGACAUAGCCCUCCGAGCACAGCUCACGGAGUUCCUGGACCACAAACUCGUGAAAAUGAAGCGCACGUGCGACGGCAGCGAAAACUUGCUGAUACCUAUCGAUAAUUCCUUGCUUCAGCAGUUUUUGGAGCAGAACAGCUGACGAGAGAGUUUUU
Molecule: messenger RNA, 1682 nt
Organism: Cydia amplana
Lineage: Eukaryota; Metazoa; Arthropoda; Insecta; Lepidoptera; Tortricidae
Gene: Orc2
Product: origin recognition complex subunit 2
Exons: 7
Coding region: 62-1669 (535 amino acids)
Biological process (GO): DNA replication
Cellular component (GO): nuclear origin of replication recognition complex; nucleus
Molecular function (GO): DNA replication origin binding
Source: RefSeq, a predicted model, not a curated record